Messenger RNA from Ornithorhynchus anatinus (platypus), 2586 nucleotides. RefSeq names its product minichromosome maintenance complex component 3 (gene MCM3). Gene Ontology annotation, biological process: DNA strand elongation involved in DNA replication; double-strand break repair via break-induced replication; DNA replication. Gene Ontology annotation, cellular component: MCM complex; nucleus. Lineage: Eukaryota; Metazoa; Chordata; Mammalia; Monotremata; Ornithorhynchidae. The transcript has 17 exons. The record is from RefSeq and is a predicted model, not a curated record. Gene Ontology annotation, molecular function: single-stranded DNA binding; single-stranded DNA helicase activity; ATP binding. The coding region runs from base 29 to 2476 and encodes 815 amino acids.
GGAAGGGGAAGGGGGGCGCCGAGGGAAGAUGGCGGCGGCGGCGGAGGCGACGACCACGGUGGUGGACGAUGCGGAGCUGCGGGAGGCGCAGCGGGAUUACCUCGACUUCCUCGACGAUGAGGAGGACCAGGGCGUGUACCAGGGCCGGGUGCGGGAGCUCAUCGGCGACAACCGGAACCGCCUCAUCGUCAACAUCGACGACCUGCGGCGCAAGAACCGGAAGCGGGCACACCGGCUCCUGAACAACGCCUUCGAGGAGCUGGUGGCCUUCCAGCGGGCCCUGAGGGAUCUGGUGGCCUCGGUGGACGCCACCUACGCCAAGCAGUACGAGGAGUUCUACGUGGGCCUCGAGGGCAGCUUCGGCGCGAAGCACGUCUCGCCCCGCACCCUGACCUCCUGCCUCCUCAGCUGCAUCGUCUGCGUGGAGGGCAUCGUCACCAAGUGCUCCCUGGUGCGCCCCAAGGUCGUCCGCAGCGUCCACUACUGCCCGGCCACCAAGAAGACCGUCGAGCGGCGCUACGCCGACCUCACCUCCCUCGUGGCCUUCCCUUCCGGCUCCGUCUACCCCACCAAGGAUGAGGAGAACAACCCCCUGGAGACGGAGUACGGCCUGUCGGUCUACCGGGACCACCAGACCGUCACCAUCCAGGAGAUGCCCGAGAAGGCCCCGGCCGGCCAGCUGCCCCGCUCGGUGGACGUCGUCCUGGACGACGACCUGGUGGACAAGGCGAAGCCGGGCGACCGCGUCCAGGUGGUGGGGACCUACCGCUGCCUCCCCGGGAAGAGAGGGGGCUACACCUCCGGGACCUUCAGGACCGUCCUCGUCGCCUGCAACGUGAAGCAGAUGACCAAGGACGUCCAGCCUUCCUUCUCGGCCGACGACGUCGCCAAGAUAAAGAAGUUCAGCAAAACCCACUCCAAGGACAUCUUCGAGCAGCUGGCGCGGUCGCUGGCGCCCAGCAUCCACGGACACGACUACGUCAAGAAGGCCAUCCUCUGCAUGCUGCUCGGAGGGGUGGAGAAGGUCCUGGACAACGGGAGCCGAAUCCGCGGCGACAUCAACGUCCUGCUCAUAGGAGACCCGUCGGUGGCCAAGUCGCAGCUCCUGCGCUACGUGCUGUGCACGGCUCCCCGGGCCGUCCCCACCACCGGCCGCGGCUCCUCCGGCGUGGGACUCACCGCCGCCGUCACCACCGACCAGGAGACGGGGGAACGGCGGCUGGAAGCGGGGGCCACGGUGCUGGCCGACCGGGGCGUGGUCUGCAUCGACGAGUUCGACAAGAUGUCCGACGCGGACCGCACGGCCAUCCACGAGGUGAUGGAGCAGGGCCGCGUCACCAUCGCCAAGGCCGGCAUCCACGCGCGCCUCAACGCCCGCUGCAGCGUCCUGGCGGCCGCCAACCCCGUCUACGGCCGGUACGACCAGUACAAGACGCCCAUGGAGAACAUCGGGCUGCAGGACUCGCUGCUGUCCCGCUUCGACCUGCUCUUCGUCGUGCUCGACCGGAUGGACCCGGAGCGGGACCGCGAGAUCUCCGACCACGUGCUCAGGAUGCACCGCUACCGGGCCCCCGGCGAGCGGGACGGCCACGCCAUGCCCCUGGGCGGCGCCGUGGACGUCCCGGCCACCGACGACCCCGACUUCGCCCGGGAGGACGGGCGGCGGGUGCAGGUGUACGAGAAGCACGACGACCUCCUGCACGGGCCCGGGAGGCGCAGGGAGAAGACGGUGAGCGCGGCCUUCAUGAGGAAGUACAUCCACGUGGCCAAGAUCGUCAAGCCCGUGCUGACCCCGGAGGCGGCCGGCUACAUCGCGGACGAGUACUCCCGCCUGCGCGGCCAGGACUCCCCGAGCGACGACGUGGCCCGGACGUCCCCGGUCACGGCGCGGACGCUGGAGACGCUGAUCCGCCUGUCGGCCGCCCACGCCAAAGCCCGCAUGAGCAAGACGGUCGAGCUGCGGGACGCCGAGAGCGCGGUGGAGCUGGUCCAGUACGCCUACUUCAAGAAGGUCCUGGAGAAGGAGAAGAAGCGCAAGAAGAACCCGGAGGGCGACGAGGAGGAGGAGGAGGAGGAGGAGGAGGAGAGAUCGCGGGAGCGGCCCGAGUCCGGAAGGAAGAGGAGGAAGACGCGGUCGGCCGAGGCCCGGGAAGGAGGAUCCUACGACCCUUACGACUUCAGCGACACGGAGGGGGAGAUGCCCCAGGUCCACACCCCCAAAGCGCCUGAACCGGAGGAGCCCGGGGAAGCCGAGAAGACGGAACUGCCCGAGCCGAGGUUGAAGGCGUUCAAGGCCGCCCUGCUGGAGGCGUUCCGAGAGGCCCGCGCGCAGUCCGUGGCCGUGGCGAGCCUCGCGGCCUCCGUCAACCGCGACAACCCCGAGCCCUUCGCCCCCGCCGAGGUGCGGGCCGCGCUGGACAGGAUGCAGGACGACAACCGGGUCAUGGUCUCCGACGACGUCGUCUUCCUCAUCUGAAGCCGCCGGCCCCGGACCCGGCGGGUCCCCGGGGCCUGGAUGCCGGCGGGGACCGCGCCCCUCCGGGGACUUCGGGGUCUUUCCUGAAUAAAUGCGGAAUCUCAGAUGUC